Messenger RNA from Aplosporella prunicola CBS 121167, 265 nucleotides. RefSeq lists its product as uncharacterized. The record is from RefSeq and is a predicted model, not a curated record. NCBI's taxonomy places the organism in Eukaryota, Fungi, Ascomycota, Dothideomycetes, Botryosphaeriales, Aplosporellaceae. The coding region runs from base 9 to 179 and encodes 56 amino acids. The transcript has a single exon.
AGCCCUAGAUGUGUUGUUCUAGGCUGGGAGGUCUGCCUGAAGCGGAGAUCGAAUGGGGUCUGUGCGGUCUUGGCAGGGAAAACCGAAAAUUUUUCCCACUGCUUGAGCCAGUAGUCGGUUUUUACCCUGUAGAUAACGCGACGACCAAGGCCUGCGGCCUGGUGCAAGUUAACCUAUAGGGUAAAUAGGCUGUGCUGGUUUAGUUGGUAGUGGUUUUACGGCUUAGGAAGCGCUCCUGGGGCGAUUCCUGUUGGGCCAAGGUGGU